AUGCCAGGAUUGCGCGAUGUAGCAAAAAAAGUGUAUCUUACUGCGAGAAGACGCCAGCCCCCGGCGCAGACAACCCAGCCUGAGCUAAUAGAAAUGGUGCGAGCGCACACGAGCUCAGUGGAGGCACUCGCGUUCUUCAAAGACGGCCGAAGGAUCGUCACUGCUUCGAUGGAUAAAACAUUGCGAAUCUGGGACGUAGAGAAAAGAGCAUUUAUAGGAUGGCCAUUCAAGGGACACAGGGACAUUCAUGCGGCGGAUCCCGUGGUAACAUUUGGGUUUGGUGCACCGAUAACGCCGAGCUUCUGUUCAAGAUCGACGCUCAUGGUGAUUGGUAAGAGGAAGCUUGAACGAAAGCUCUAUGUGGAGGCCCUUUCGGAUGCGAACAAGGUUAUUGAGCUCAACCCUUCGUCUUAUCUCGGGUACGAACUGAAGUAUGCAGCUCUUCGUGGAGCACGACACUAUGAUGAUGCGUUUAAGGCCUUCAAGAUAAUGCUUUCCAUGUUGGAUGAUGCACCCGACCCGCAUAUACGACAGCUCCGCCAGAAAUACGUCAGUCCAUCUGAAGUAGAGGAUGCUAUUCGACGAGCCAUUCACGCCAAACUGGAAAACGCCCCCCUUCGGCUAAUCAACACUUCUACUGGACGUUUGUGCAAUCGAGAUGUGCAAAUCAACAUAUUCAUUGGAAGCACAGGGUACAAAAAACUUUUGCAUUCAUUUGACAUGCAUGCGCCCCUCAAAACGGAGCCCGUCGAAGAAGCGGUCACGAAGUACUUCAGUUGGGUCAUGUUAUCCCAUAGGUGGGCAAGGAAGGAGCCGCUAUUGCACGACAUUCAGGACAAGGUCAUAUAUGAGUUGGAUCCUGUCGGAACCAUGAUGAAGUUGCAGAAGUUCUGCAAAGUCGCUCGCAAUGCGGGCUAUAGCUGGGCAUGGAGCGACACAUGCUGCAUCGACCAGGACAACAAUGUUGAGCUCCAGCAAUCAGUCAACUCCAUGUUCGUCUGGUAUCACCACUCAGCGCUCACCAUCAUCUACCUAUCAGAUGUUCCUCCUUCGUCAAAGUCAGGCGCGCUCGCAAACAGCAUUUGGAACACGCGAGGAUGGACUGUUCAGGAGUUCCUCGCUCCUAAAAUUGUUCUCUUCUACCAAGCAGAUUGGAGCCUAUAUCUCGGCAACCGCUCACGCAACCACAAGCAAUCUUUCAGAAUCAUGAAUGAGUUGGAGCGUUCAACUGGCAUAGAUGCGCGGGCACUCAUCCACUUCCAUCCUGGGACAAAAGAUGCCCGAGAGAAACUUCGAUGGGCAUCGAACCGAGACACCACCAGGGAGGAAGACAUCGCCUACUCUUUGUUUGGCAUCUUUGAUGUCAACCUUCCUGUUAUCUAUGGAGAAAAAAGACAAAAGGCGCUCGGACGACUCUUACAGGAGAUCAUAGCCCAUUCGGGCGAUAUCACGGCCCUGGACUGGGUGGGACAAUCGUCCAACUUCAACAGUUGUCUCCCGGCCGAUAUUUCCUCAUACAAGGCUCUGCCAUGCAUGCUAUCAUAUCUAUCUGAACACGACAUACAGGAGUCGGUCUCCGCGCUGCGAAACGACAUUGUGGUUGUGGAGUCGGCUUCAAACCUGUAUGCCACUCUGGAGAAUAUCAGCGUUCCUCGUUUCGCAAAUGCCAGACUGCAAUUGCCUUGCAUCGCAUUUACUCUCACAGAAGUUAGGCGGAGGCCGGGUCAAGAUGGAGCUAGACGUUUCGCUUAUGACAUCAAGGCAAACGGCCUACAAGACCUGCUGGUCACGACGAAAGACAAACUAGUUGAAUUCUGGCCUACAAGGCGUACUCGGCAGGCAUUCAUGCUCGUCCGUCCGUGGAAUCGGUGUGAUCUCGGGCUGAUUAACUUUGCAGACGAGACGCAGACCAUAGAAGAUUGGCCUGAGCCUGGGUUUCCUGGAUACAACGAGUCAACUACGCAAGAGUUGAGGUUGAUCGUUCGCCUUGGACAGCCUUUUGGCGCGCUUUUGCUGGCGCAGCAGUGGGGUGGGGAGUAUAAGAGAAUCGCUUCGGAUAACAAUAUCAUUGCGCAAGUCAGAGACAUGACUUCUGUUGACGACAUGAUGGACGUCAGGAUGGUGGAGAUAUUGUAGCUUCGAAGAAUCAGACGUUUUCAUUUCACACCUUGACAGUACCUCUAGAAUUUCAAAUUUCGUAUCGUAUCGGUCUUGAUUCGUGUCAUAUAUUUUCUUGUAUAAGUUUCACUAAGCUGAUACUCUGAGCGUAUAAGCAG
Suillus plorans is the source of this 2276-nucleotide messenger RNA. RefSeq lists its product as uncharacterized. The record is from RefSeq and is a predicted model, not a curated record. Gene Ontology annotation, molecular function: protein binding. The transcript is spliced from 5 exons. The coding region runs from base 1 to 2136 and encodes 711 amino acids. NCBI's taxonomy places the organism in Eukaryota, Fungi, Basidiomycota, Agaricomycetes, Boletales, Suillaceae.